This is a messenger RNA of Oxyura jamaicensis (ruddy duck), 3894 nucleotides long. It is a transcript of the gene FBRSL1, whose product is annotated as fibrosin like 1. The transcript is spliced from 20 exons. The record is from RefSeq and is a predicted model, not a curated record. The coding region runs from base 51 to 3803 and encodes 1250 amino acids. NCBI's taxonomy places the organism in Eukaryota, Metazoa, Chordata, Aves, Anseriformes, Anatidae.
AUAUUAUUAUUUUUUCAUCCUUUCAUUUUUGAUUUGCUUCUUCUCCGGCGAUGGAUGGCAAAAUCCGGCAGAGCCGGAGGUCGAGGUCGCAGCGGGACCGCGUGCGGCGGCGGGAGGCGGCGGCCCGCGACCCCCGCAACCAGAGCCCCUCGUCGGGCUCCGAGAAGGAGCCGAGCCCCGGCAAGGAGAACGGCGGCGGGCAGAACUGCACCGCCCCGCGGGGCCCGCCGCCCGCCGCCCGCACCGCCCGGCCCCCGCGCCGCCGCCGCCGCGAGUCCAGCUCCCAGGAAGAGGACCUGAUCGAUGGCUUUGCCAUAGCCAGCUUCAACACCCUGGAAGCCCUGGAGAAGGACAUGUCACUAAAGCCUCAGGAGCGGAAGGAGAAAUGGGAGAGGCAUCCGGGAAAGAAACCUAGAGAAUCUGAAAACUGUGUGUCUGCUGAGCCGAGUGAAAAUGGCCAUAAUAAUGACGCUGGGAGCUCUGAGAGAGAGGCAGAAAGAGGCAAAGAACGGGUGAAGAAGAAACUCCCUUUGAAGCUAACCAAACAGAUGAAGGUCCCUACAAGCAGAAGUGGCAGAAAUAGCGAGGAGGACAGCAUCAGGGAGGCCACAAGCUCUCAGCGGAGCAGCUCAAGGGACCGUCUCAGUGAUAGUUCUGCUCAAUCGCUUUCAGGAAGAGGCUACUCCUGUGACAGCGAGAGUGAUGUUGACGAUAAGACCUCAACGGAACUGGAGCUGACUCGUAUCAGGAGUGCCUUGAUAACAAGCAAGGCUUCUGUAGGCUCUGAGAAGCUGUUCUCCCCUGCAGCAAAUAAAGGUCCCACCUUGAAUGACAAGCCAGAAGCAAAAGCAGCCAAUGUCCCAAAGGUGUCUGGGCUAGAGCGGAGCCGGGAACUGAGCACCGACGUGCCCUUCGCCCUGCCCAUCCCCAGCCCCCAGCCAGUAGCUGCCGUUGUGACUUCUACUUCCUCAGCGCCCACGUCGAGCGCCAGAGCAAGCCCUCUGUUGAAGAAGGAGCCCGUGAUUUCAGCACCAGCACCACCAAGGCUCACGCCUCAGCCGCAGCCUCGGCCACAGUCACAACCUCAACCUCGGCCGCAGUCGCAGCCUCAGCUAAUACCUGAGCUUCGGACCCAGCCUCCGAGUCACAUCCCUCCACCUCUCAAUUACCAAGUGCAUCACCAGGUGGCCCACAACGGACUCAAUAAUAUCAGCCGGAGCAGCAGUGCUAGCAGUGCAACAAGCAUCAGCCUGCCGAAACACCUCCCCCUCUCUCCCCAGAUUCCUCCGCACCAUUCCUCCGGCCCGGCCCUGCCCCUCUCCAUCUCUAAUCUUGCUACCUCGCACUUCUCUCUCAGAUCGCAGACUCAACACCAGCACCAUCCGGCCAUGUUCGCCACCCCACCCACGCUGCCACCUCCACCAGCGUUACCCACCAACAGCCUCGUGAUACCAGGUCACCCUGCGGAUCACGAACUGCUCAGGCAAGAGCUGAACAACCGGUUUUUGGUUCAGAGUUCGGACCGGGCCGCUGCCUCACUUGGCCCGGUGCCGCUGCUGAGAGCGGAGUUUCACCAGCACCAACACACGCAUCAGCACCAACACACCCACCAGCACACAUUCACUCCUUUUCCAUCCAGCUUGCCCCAGACGCCGCUCAUGCCGCCCUCUGCACCUCCCAUGGUGCGUACCCCAGCCCAAAAUUUUGACAAGUACGCUCCCAAAUUAGACAACCCUUACUUUCGACAUUCCAACUUCUUUCCAACCUAUCCUCCAGCAAUGCCUGGAAUGCCACCCAUGCUUCCACAUUCAGGUCCCUUUGGGUCACUUCAGGGAGCAUUUCAACCGAAGACUUCAAACCCUAUCGAUGUAGCAGGUAGACCAGGCACAGUCCACCAUACACUGCUGCAGAAGACUCCAGGGGUGUCAGACCCUUACAGGCCUCCAGUAAGAGUAAGUAAGAAACCUGGGAAGUGGUGUGCUGUUCACGUACAGAUCGCCUGGCAGAUCUACCAUCACCAGCAAAAGAUAAAGCAAAUGCAGCUGGAUCCCCACAAGCUAGAGAUAGGUGGUAAACUUGACCUGUUCAGCAGACCUCCUGCCCCUGGCGUGUUUCCAGGCUUCCAUUAUCCACAGGACCUUGCCAGGCCUCUGUUUUCUACUACAGGUGCGACACAUCCAGCCACCACGCCCUUUGGUCCUUCACCUCAUCACAGCAGUUUCCUGCCUACUAACCACUUGGCAGAUCCAUUUAGCAGGUCAAGCACCUUCAGCGGCCUUGGGAACUUAGGCAGCAAUGCCUUUGGAGGAUUAGGCAGUCAUGCUCUGACUCACAACAACAUUUUUACUCACAAAGAUGGCCCAAACCUGCAGAAUUUCAAUAAUCCCCAUGAGCCAUGGAAUAGACUCCAUCGGACCCCGCCGUCCUUCCCAACACCUCCACAGUGGCCCAAGCCGACCGAUUCUGAGCGAAGCUCCUCGGUGACAAACCACGACAGAGACAGAGAGCGGGACCGAGAGCCUGAGAAGAGGGAUCUUUCUCUGAGUAAAGACGACAGAGACAAAGAGAGAGACCUCAUGGAUAAAAACAGACAUUCAAACAGAUCCUCACCGGCAUCAGCUCCAGUGACACAUCAGAUAAGCAAUCUCAUCCGCAGCAACAGCCAAACCUCCAGUGAUCCUAUCAGGCAGGUUAGCCUCGGUGAAAGGGAAAGGUCCAAAGAACCCGAACGAGAGCACCCUGACCGGCUGAGAGAGCCACCCAUAGCAGAACACAAGAUUAAAGAGAGCCGUUCCCCAGUGAAGGAAACUCCAAGCCAUGAUAAGAGACCCUCUGAGGACAACACAAAGCCAGUAAUCCAGUCUGUAUCCCCAUACAGCAAACCUGCACUAAGUGAGAGCUUGAAGCUAACCAAUCUAAUGAGCAAGGACAUGGAGAGAAAGACAGAGCUUCCCAGUGACCUCCAGAAGAUUAAGAAUGACAUCAAAGUCAAAGAGGAGAGGAAAGAAGACAGUGAUGUGCUGGUGGUAGGGUCUGAGCCUUCGCAACACUCCCGAUCAGUGGAGCAUCCACCACCACCUACUUUGCAUGGAUUGUCGUUGCCUCCCUCAAUGGCUGCCUCAAUGCCUAUCUCCAUGGGCAGUGUGCACCAGAUGAACAACAUGAAUGUCCUGGACCGCAGCAGAAUGAUGACCCCGCUCAUAGGCAUGAAUCCUUUGUCAGGAAGAGAGAGGCUGCCACAUCCUGGAUUUUCUUGGGACCCGAUGAGGGACCCAUUGCGAGAUGCCUACCGGAGCCUAGACCUGCACCGUCGAAUGGACUUCCAGCUCCGGACGGAUCCCAUCCAUAGGUUCCCUACCACCUCUGGAUUUUACGACCAUGAGCGUUCUUACAGAGACAGGGAGCCACAUGACUACAACCAUGAAAACCUUCUUGAAGCCCGCCGAGAGCAGGAGCGGUUGCGGCAAGUGGAGGAACGAGAGCGCUUGCACUUACGGGAAGAACUUGAGCGUGCCAGAAUGCACCACUUGCACUCGUCCCCUAUCGAAAGUCACCUGGCACACGUGCCAUCCUUCAUGCCUCAUUUAAGCGGGAUGCAUUACCCCAGACUGAGUCCAUCCACUGCCAUGCACAAUGGGAUUUUAAAUAGGAACCCACCAACUGCAGCGCUGAGCGCCCCACCGCCUCUUGUACCAGCGAGCAGCACCAGACCUGCCUCCCCACGCAGGACUACUCCACUCACAAACUCAGAGUCCAGGGACUACUCCCCCUCUAGGAACCCCAAAGAAGUAGAGGCACGAUAGUCCCCAACAUUGAAUUUUAAACUCGCCUGUAUAUAAAACAAACAACAACAACAACAAAACAAACAGAAAAAACAAAAAAAACACAAAAAAA